Messenger RNA from Orbicella faveolata, 2045 nucleotides. RefSeq names its product putative peptidyl-tRNA hydrolase PTRHD1. Gene Ontology annotation, molecular function: peptidyl-tRNA hydrolase activity. NCBI's taxonomy places the organism in Eukaryota, Metazoa, Cnidaria, Anthozoa, Scleractinia, Merulinidae. The record is from RefSeq and is a predicted model, not a curated record.
UAGUCAUCAAGCAUGUUGCCUUCUUUAUGUUUUUUUCUUUUGUUAUCUUCUUGUGCAAAAUUACUUGUAACAAUAGCAUUCACAUUUACCUUUCCGGUUGUAUCUGUGGUUUCAGAUUUAAACAAAAAUAUUGGCAGAUCGACAGAUUUGGCCAAAAAAGGCAUGGAUCGGCAGGUUUGCAUAUCCCUAUUCACCCCGCUCCUACAGGGGACAGCCUUCAGCAGUCUGUAUCUUGAACCCCCUUCUCUUAAAAACCCUGUAUCUGCCCCAGAGGUUCAAAGGUGCUCAGACAGAAUUUCUAAAAAAAAUCGGUUAAAAAUCAAGACUGCGAGAGAAAUGGCUUUUGCCACUGAGACAAUGGGACUGCAAGCCCUGUGAAAUUUGACAAAAAUUUUGUGAGACCCAUGGUUUUUGAAGGACCAUCCACCACCCCUAAAGGAUAAUAUUAUUAUCUCCCAGCCUGUAAAGACAUCCAAUGUGGAGCACCUCCAUUUUGGUGCCUAUCAUUACAUGCUCAUGGUUUUACAAUUAAGAUAUUCAAGUCUUAAUACUGAGUAUUCUGCAGGAUCCACCUAAUCUUCCAAUGUCAUCAACAUCGGCUCAGCUAGUCCAAUAUGUGGUGGUUAGAGGUGAUCUUCUAAGAUUGUUGUCGUGGCCAACAGGAGCUGUCAUAGCACAAGCUUGCCACGCAAGUACAGCUAUUCUUUGGAUGCAUCGUAAUGAUUCUAACACACUACAGUACACUACUGACCUAGACAAUAUGCACAAGGUUAUUCUAGAGGCUCCAGGUCAAGAUGAACUGGAAAAGUUAUCACAGAAUUUAUCAGCCAAUCAAAUUGAUCACAAGCUCUGGAUCGAACAACCAGAGAACUAUCCUACUUGUCUUGCGACUAAACCAUAUCCCAAGCAACAAAUUCAGUCUUUCUUUAAAAAGCUAAAAUUAUUUAAAUAACUCUUUUUAUGAGUAAGAUAUUCUUCCAAACGUUAGGCACCAUACAAUCAGCAUGAGGUCUUCCACAUCUUGGAGGGGGGGGACUCCCAUGUGAAAAGGUUUGGGAUGCUCGUAGAAAAGUUUGAAUUAAACCCCUUAAGAAGACCAAUCUGAGAAUGGCUCGAGCUUUAUUUGACCCCUUAAAGAUACCACUUUAAAAUGAACAUAACAGUGUUUUUGUAUAGUUGUUUGGAGUGCAACCCUAAAGGACACCUUGACAACUAAAAAUACAGUCAGUAAUUGGUCCUGAGCACCCUAAGUGAGACUAAAUCUGAGGAUUUAUACCCCUAAGCAAGAUGACAAGCAUCUCUGACCUUUUCACAAAGGAGUCAAUCUCCCGAGAACAUGUCACUCUUGCUUGAAAAAUUAACAGACACAUCUCUGUGCCAUUACAAGACUUCAUAUCUUUUGACUAUAAAACUAGUGACCUGUGUAGGUCAAGAGAACACAAAAUAUGAGCUUAUAAUUAAGUGGUAAAAACCAAAACCAAAGUAAUCACCUGAUUACUUUUGACACUUAAUUUAAAACUGAUCUAUAUCUCAAGAAUUAUGGAUUUCAAAACUUAAGCAUUAAAAAAAAACAGAACAUGAAAUGCCAGAGUGAAAAAUGGUUUGGACAUCACUGAAGAUCAAGCUACUUAAAUAUCCCGGACAAAUUGGAUCAUGUGUACUUAUGGCAUCCGUGAUCGACUUUCGAUCGAUACCCUCAAUCAAUAUCCUUAUCUAUACUCAGUUGACUCAAUCAACACUUUAUCAACAAUUGGUCAAUAGUUGGCUGAGUGUCGACCAACUCAUAUGCAUCAAUCUAAAAUUAGUCAACUGUCGACUGAGAUGUCGACAGAGUGUCAAUUGAGUGUCAAUUGAGUGUCAACCAAGGUGUCGAUGGAGUGACUUAUCACAACAAAAAUAGGGGCACUUAAAGAAUUUUAAACUAAGUACAAGUCGCUUGCUUUGAGGUAUGAUUCAGGUCAAUCAAUUCUUAAACCUAUUUAUUUCGUGUACUUUAAUUUUGAAACCUGUUAUAUGUUCAUAUUUCUACAAUCAACUCAGUUGAA